UUUUACAGAAGGAAUACAUGGUUAUUUUUGAUUGGAAGUCUGUUUACAUUGUCGGCACUGACACUUGGUGGAUUGACAAGAAGUGAAGUUGUCUUACCAUUUAAAACUUCCAUACCAUAUAAAACUGAUAAUAAUAAAAUUAUAUUUUGGCUCACAUAUGUCAGUCAAAGUUUAAGUGUUUGCAGUUCAGGUUUCACGAAUAUUGGCGUCGAAACAUUUGUCAUGGCAAUUAUGCUUCAAAUUUGCUCUCAACUCGAGAUUAUUUAUCAUCGUCUCGAAGGAAUGACACAAUUGAAUCUCAAUGAGGAGAGAUCGUUAAAUUUUUCACAAACCAAAGAGGCUCAGAUUCUCGUCGAAUGUGUCGAACAUCAUAAUUAUGUCUAUCUAUUCAGUGAAAGAUUUAAUGAUAUUUUCAGUAUUGUAUUUGGAAUGCAAUUUAUUGGAUCAAUAACAAAUAUUUGCACACUUAUUUACAGUUUAUCGACAAAAAAUACAUUCGAUGAUAAAUUUCUUGCUCAGGGAUUAGUUUUACUGAAUAUUUUAUUUCAAACUUUUAUAUAUUGUAUUUUUGGCAAUGAAGUUAUGUUAAAAAGUUUAAAAGUAGCGGACGUAAUUAGUAUGAUCGAUUGGACAAUGUUGAGAAGACAGUCAAAGCUGGGACUUAUCAUGAUUGCAAUGCGUGCGAGGAAUCCAAUAAUUAUCACCGGUGGAUCAAUGAUACCCAUGUCACUAAACACUUUUGUUACUAUUUUACGAACGUCUUAUACCUCGUACAACUUAUUAAAAAGUUCAAGAGUCUAA
This is a messenger RNA of Leptopilina heterotoma, 801 nucleotides long. Its product is annotated as odorant receptor 43a-like. Gene Ontology annotation, cellular component: plasma membrane. The transcript has 4 exons. Lineage: Eukaryota; Metazoa; Arthropoda; Insecta; Hymenoptera; Figitidae. The coding region runs from base 223 to 801 and encodes 192 amino acids. Gene Ontology annotation, molecular function: olfactory receptor activity; odorant binding. The record is from RefSeq and is a predicted model, not a curated record. Gene Ontology annotation, biological process: sensory perception of smell; detection of chemical stimulus involved in sensory perception of smell.